Molecule: messenger RNA, 3936 nt
Organism: Schistocerca piceifrons (Central American locust)
Lineage: Eukaryota; Metazoa; Arthropoda; Insecta; Orthoptera; Acrididae
Gene: Bem46
Product: protein ABHD13
Exons: 5
Coding region: 94-1197 (367 amino acids)
Cellular component (GO): membrane
Molecular function (GO): palmitoyl-(protein) hydrolase activity
Source: RefSeq, a predicted model, not a curated record
GAUAUUUACAGAACAAAAGAAUAUUGCACAGAGAGCGUGUAUCGAUGGAUGUUGUGUUGGUGAUAUGUGUGUUGUGGUGAUGAAUUGGAGAAAAUGUCCAAAUCAGGACCUCUCCAUGUGGAGGAAAUUGGGGAAAAAAUAACAAAACCUCCCGAACCUUCAAACAUGGGUGUAAAUAUAAGUAGCCACGGUGCAAGAAUAUUCCGAAUUUUGCUGUCAGUGGCAAUGCGCUGUUGGGCAUUGGCAGGUGCAGCAAUAUUAGCAUGUCUGUUGCUGUAUUGGGCCUACGGAGGUUUGCUUGCGUUCAUGCUGCUAUGUUUUGCGACAACAGGUAUAUUGUAUCACACGGAAGAUAAUUUAUUAUUUCAUCCGGAACUACCAGCGCAUUCUCGUGUUUUUGUACCAGUUCCUUCUAUGUUUGGUUUACCGUAUGAAAAUUUAUUUAUACGGAGUGGGGACGGUACACUUCUGCAUAUGUAUUUCGUGCGCCAGCCAGGUGAAGUAGCAUUAAAGGCUCCAACUAUACUUUUUCUUCACGGAAACGCUGGAAACAUGGGUCAUAGGUUGCAAAACAUUGUAGGUUUGUAUCAGAACUUGCAGUGCAACAUAUUGAUGUUGGAAUACAGAGGGUAUGGGCUUUCCCAUGGGUCCCCUAGUGAAGAAGGCUUAUAUACAGAUGCUAGAGCAGCCCUUAACUUCCUGUCAUCACGCUGUGACAUUAACCACAAAGAGAUCAUUGUAUUUGGACGAUCGUUGGGAGGUGCUGUUGCAAUUGAUGUUGCCUCCAGCCCUGAUUAUUCUGCAAAAAUAUGGUGCCUAAUUGUAGAGAAUACAUUUACAAGUAUUCCAGAUAUGGCAAAAGUACUUAUCGGCUGGAGAAUUUUGCAAUAUUUACCUCUGUGCUUUUACAAGAAUAAGUUUGUUUCAACCAAUAAGAUUGGUUGUGUCCCAAUCCCAACACUUUUUCUGUCGGGCUUGGCUGAUAGAUUGGUUCCACCACAAAUGAUGACUGACCUGCAUCAACGUUGUGGUAGUCACCACAAACAGUUAAUACAAUUUGCAAAUGGUAGCCACAAUGAAACAUGGACUAACUCUGGUUAUUACCAUGCAAUUGCAACAUUUUUGAGGGAUGUUCGUGUUCGCCACUCAUCUCCACCUGUUGCAGUUCCUUGUGAUAUUGGCAUGAAGACUGUGUGAUUACUUACAGUGCCCUUAUCACACUACUUUUAUUUAUUUAUUUUUUAUUUAUUUGUUUUGUGAUUUCAUUCAUUUGUGGCUUUUUUGCAUUAGAGACAGGAGUAAAGAACCACAUUUAUUUGUCACAAAUAUUUUACUAGAGCCUAAGUAAAGUGAAAACAAGCCUUAUAGCUGUGUUAGUACAUCACAAAGACUAGUUGCAGUGAUUCAAGGUUGUGAAUGUGGUUUGCCAUGAUUCAUAGUUCUGCAAGAUUCUGUCCAUUUAAACAGUUGAAGUGACAAAUAUAACCCGUCCUACAAUCAAACUUUAAAAUUUGAUAAUGUCAAUUAGUGUGUUAAUAACAUUUUUGAGAACUAGAAGUAGCACUUCCAGUGUACUUUUUGACAUUUUGUGCAGCAUUAGCAGGAACUCAAGUACUGUGCAUUAGUGACUUGAAAACAGCUUGUUGUGUAAUUAAGUACUUUGUAUUCAGAACAAGUUACAUAUCAGCUGAAUGAGACUAGACUUUGUAUAAAAUGCAAACAAGGUAUUGAACAGUGCACUGACAAUACUUCUAUAAUUCCGACGUGCCUCAUAAAAUUCUGCAUCAGGUAGUCACAGAACAGAAAUGCUCCAAUUUGUAUAAUUAAGUUCAUACAUUUUGUAUUUUUAAAUAUGUAUUUUGUUUUUUAUAUACAUUGCAGACUUAUUAAAACAUGAUUAAACAACUCGUUAAGAUUGAAUGAUAGUAUAAAUUUGUGCAUUUGAAAAUGAUGUGAUGCAUUGCCCUACAACUCACCUGUACCGGAAAGUUGAAAAUCCUUUGAUGAAAAAAGGACUAGCCCAUUUUUAUAUCUGAGGUCUGAUUCAAUCAUCUUGACACACAUAUUUUGUUUCUCUUUUCAAAAUCUGAGAUAGGGAUCGUCAGGGUAUUAUUGCUCAUAUACGUAAUUUAGUAACAACAAAAUUCAAAACUUUAAGUGAUGUGAAUUUCUUUGGACAUUAUACAGGAAAUAUAAACAUUGAAAUAUGAAUUUCGCAGCUUAUAUUGUGUCAGCAGUAAUUGCACAUACUGAAACAGUUUUUUGUGUCAUAUACUAGUCAGCAGUACUUUAUAUGGUGUCACCUGAUACUGAUACUUUAUCUUGUACACUUUCCAGUCACAUUAACAUGCCCACCUGUUGAAAGCCUGAAUGUAACUACAUUUUGCAGCACGGACCACAGAAAGACUGUCAGUGACAUUCUGGAAGGUACUGACAGAGAUGUGGAGCGUUGCUGACUCCAGUGCCACGGCCAGCUGGCUUGUUCUCUCAGUUGAGGAUCCAAGGCACGAACAGUCCAAUCAAGGUGGCCCCACAGAUUCUUGAUUGUGUUUAAAUCCUAGGAGUUUUGUGGCUAGGGGCAUACAGUAAAUUAAUCCUGGUGCUCUUUGAACCACGCACACUCACUGCAAACAGUGUGACAUGUUGCAUUGCCUUGCUGGUAGGUGCCAUGGUGCUGAGGAGAAACAAAUUGCAUGUAGGGAUGGACAUGGUCCCCAAAGAUAGAUGCAUACUUAUGUUGAUCCAUGGUACCUUUCAGAAUGAAGAGAUCAUCCUUCCGACAAUUGUUGCAGGGUGUUUGCUUUCAGAUGUUUCGUGCCAUACGUGCAAUGGACAUCUGGUUGAUGUAGCAUAAAAUGUAAAUCAUCUGAAAAAGCCACCUAUUGCCACUCAGUGGGUGUCUAGUUGCAGUAUUUGUGUGCAAAUUCCAGAUUUCAUCGCCAGUGAACAGCAGUCAAGUACCUGCUGCAGAGACCCAUAAGCAGCAACAUCCGCUGAAUAGUUGUAGAGGAGCCCCUUAGUUCAUCUGGGGGUCUGCUGCUCGACAAUAGCAUGUCUUUUUACCUAUAGACAUCUCCACAGCUGUUGUUCGCCGUUGUCAUUUAUGACAAAGGCUGCGUUGGUUUCAGUGUCCCCCAACAUGCUUUAUAUACCCUCCACUGCUACUGCUGCCACCUGCUUUCUGUGAGUGGUUGUUGUACAUUGAUAUCGAACAUGGAUGUUGGUCACAUUAAUGUGACUGACUGAGUAUAAUGAGGACCUUUAGCAUUGUGAUUCAUUUUCUUUCUGCCAUUAUAGUUAAUGUGUUAUGAGGCAUUAUAGAACAUUUAGAUAUGAAUGCUGAAGUAGAGUCCAUGUAAGUACAGGUCCAGUGUAAUUUGUGUAUGUAGAUCUGUUAUUCACCUCACUAAAAUUGCUGGCAAAUGUCUUAAUCACCAAACACCUGAACAUUGCUACAUAGUAGCCAACUACUGAGUCAAAAGUAUGGACUUCUCUUGUGUAUAAGUAGUAUUAAUUAUCUAAUUCUGAUAUUCUUGAUCAGUAUAGCUGUAGUGCUAAUGCUACAUUUUCUUUUCAAGUGACCAGAUUUUUCAGGUAGAUAGAAAAUGAUUGUUGUGGAAAUGUAUGAUCUUAAUUAAUUUUCUGUAUUCACUAAUGUAGAAUAUGUAUCCCAAUGGCGUGCUAGCAACUUGUGAGGUAUUUGCAGCAUUAUUGUACUUACGAAAAUGUUUUACUAAGUACCCUUCUUUAAGAUACAACAGUUUUCAUUUUUGCAAACAAAUUUCAACUACCUCAGCUCAUAAUUCAUAUUUCUACCACCAUAAAUGUAGAGUCUCACUUAAUUAACUGUAUUCAUACUAUGUGGAAUUUACGACAACAGUCUGUCUGUAGAAGAGUUUUUACCGUGCAUUGUUAUGCUUGGAGUGCCUCUCAAGU